UUGUACCAAGUGUGGAAAGAGCUUUGGUCAGAGACAUAUGCUUAAACAGCACCAACAAACUCACACAGAGGAAAAACCAUUUCAGUGUAAUGAGUGUCAAAAGUCGUUUGGCUUCAAAUCAAACCUUACUAGACACCAACAGACUCACACAGGGGAGAAGGCAUGGCAAUGUAUGGAGUGUGGAAAGUCGUUCAGCCUGAAAUCACACCUUACUACACACCAGCGAACUCACACAGGGGAGAGACCCUUUAAUUGCAAGGAGUGUGGAAAGAGCUUUGCUCGGAAAGAUGCGCUUAAACAGCACCGACGAACUCACACAGGGGAGAGACCCUUUAAAUGCAUGGAGUGCAGAAACUGCUUCGAUCAAAAUGCAAAGCUUAAGAUACAUCAACGAACUCACACAGGGGAAAAACCAUUUCAAUGUAAUGAGUGUGGAAAGAGCUUUGUUCAGAAAUGGACGCUUAAACAGCACCAACAAACUCACACAGCGGAAAAACUAUUUCAGUGUAAUGAGUGUGGAAAGAGCUUUGGUCGGAAAUGUACGCUUGAACGGCAUGAACAGACUCACACAGGGGAGAAGGCAUGGCAAUGUAUGGAGUGUGGAAAGUCGUUCAGCCUGAAAUCACACCUUACUACACACCAGCGAACUCACACAGGGGAGAGACCCUUUAAUUGCAAGGAGUGUGGAAAGAGCUUUGCUCGGAAAGAUGCGCUUAAACAGCACCGACGAACUCACACAGGGGAUAGACCCUUUAAAUGCAUGGAGUGCGGAAACUGCUUCGAUCAAAAUGCAAAGCUUAAGAUACAUCAACGAACUCACACAGGGGAAAAACCAUUUCAAUGUAAUGAGUGUGGAAAGAGCUUUGUUCAGAAAUGGACGCUUAAACAGCACCAACAAAGUCACACAGCGGAAAAACUAUUUCAGUGUAAUGAGUGUGGAAAGAGCUUUGGUCGGAAAUGUACGCUUGAACGGCACGAACAAACUCACACAGAGGAAAAACCAUUUCAGUGUAAUGAGUGUCGAAAGUCGUUUGGCUUCAAAUCAAACCUUACUAGACAUCAACAGACUCACACAGGGGAGAGACCCUUUAAAUGGAUGGAGUGCGGAAACGGCUUCGAUCAAAAUGCAAAGCUUAAGAUACAUCAACGAACUCAGACAGGGGAAAAACCAUUUCAAUGCAAUGAGUGUGCAAAGUCAUUUGGCUUUAAAUCAAGCCUUACUGCACACCAGCGAACUCACACAGGGGAGAAACCUUUUAAAUGCAUGGAAUGCGGAAAGUGCUUCAGGGAAGGUAGAGACCUUUCAAGACAUCUACAAACACAUACAAGGGAGAAACCCUUAAAAUGUAUGGUAUGUGGGAAAUGUUUCAGUGUCGAAGGAAAACUUGCAAGACAUCAACGAACUCACACGGGGGAGAAGGCAUGGCAAUGUAUGGAGUGUGGAAAGUCGUUCAGCCUGAAAUCACACCUUACUACACACCAGCGAACUCACACAGGGGAGAGACCCUUUAAAUGCAAGGAGUGUGGAAAGAGCUUUGCUCGGAAAGAUGCGCUUAAACAGCACCGACGAAUUCACACAGGGGAGAGACCCUUUAAAUGCAUGGAGUGCGGAAACUGCUUCGAUCGAAAUGCAAAGCUUAAGAUACAUCAACGAACUCACACAGGGGAAAAACCAUUUCAAUGUAAUGAGUGUGGAAAGAGCUUUGUUCAGAAAUGGACGCUUAAACAGCACCAACAAACUCACAUAGCGGAAAAACUAUUUCAGUGUAAUGAGUGUGGAAAGAGCUUUGGUCGGAAAUGUACGCUUGAACGGCACCAACAAACUCACACAGAGGAAAAACCAUUUCAGUGUAAUGAGUGUGGAAAGAGCUUUGGACAAAAAUUUAGGCUUAAACUGCACCAACAAACUCACACAGGGGAAAACCUAUUUCAAUGCAAUGAGUGUGGAAAGUUGUUUGGCUUUAAAUCAAUCCUUACUGCACACAAGCAAACUCACACAGGGGAGAGACCUUUUAAAUGCAUGGAGUGUGGGAAGAGCUUUGGCCAUAGUGGAAGCCUUAGAAAACAUCAACGAACUCACAAAGGGGAGAAACCCUUUAAAUGUAUGGAGUGUGGGAAGAGCUUCCAAGAAGGCUCCGUAUUUCAUGGGCAUUUACGUACUCACACAGGGGAGAGACCCUUUAAAUGCAUGGAGUGUGGGAAGAGCUUUGGUCAUAGUGGAGUCCUUAGACUACAUCAACGAACUCACACAGGGGAGAAACCCUAUAAAUGUAUGGAUUGUGGAAAGUGCUUCAUUGCUAGUGGAGCACUUCGGAAACAUGAGCGAAUUCACACAGUGGAAAACCACUUGUAGUAAGGUUAAAGCUAACUGGGAAAUGAUGCAGUUACAGGU
Molecule: messenger RNA, 2392 nt
Organism: Lacerta agilis (Sand lizard)
Lineage: Eukaryota; Metazoa; Chordata; Lepidosauria; Squamata; Lacertidae
Product: oocyte zinc finger protein XlCOF6-like
Exons: 1
Coding region: 38-2353 (771 amino acids)
Biological process (GO): regulation of transcription by RNA polymerase II
Cellular component (GO): nucleus
Molecular function (GO): DNA-binding transcription activator activity, RNA polymerase II-specific; RNA polymerase II cis-regulatory region sequence-specific DNA binding
Source: RefSeq, a predicted model, not a curated record